AUGAUGUUUGCGGGCUGUUUGCUCGCUGUUCUCAUCAGCAGUAUCUUCCUGCUUGGAUCCAUGCUCAGAAGCAGAUCGAAUCAAAUUGGAUUUGGAUUGAGAUCUCGCAACCUCGGUGGUGGAGACAAGAAUCAAACGGAUGUGUUCAAGGGAGAUAUCACGGUGGACUUCUACAGGACCUAUCAAGAAAGGCAACUCUUGGGCAUUUCAUGGAAAGAUUUCUCCAUCUCGAAAUCUUGUAUCCGACGACAAAUUGACCAGCUGGACGUUUUGUACCAAGGAAGAAUCAACUUCCACCUCGGCAGCAUUUACGAGGUGGAUGAUGCCUACUACCAUACUCCACGCGUGUGUUUUGAUUAUCGCGACCACUUUUUGAACAGUGAUCACAUCAAUGAUCUUUUCCGUGUGUCCGUGCUGGUGGUCAGGGAGAUGGGCACCCCAAACCUGGGGUGUGCCUUCGUAGAUGCCCCACUGGGUGGCAAGAUCAGCGACUCUGGGGAAAGGGUGGCCCCUAUUCUCGUCAUGUCCGCUGCAACGACCUAUGUUCCAGCCUUUUUAUCGAAUCUUGGAAUUCCAUUCUUUGGUGGCUAUCUUGUAAGCCACGAAAUGGGCCACGUUCUCGGAUUUGCACAUACGGCUACCCAGCCCGAGUUUAUACCGAAUGGAUUAGUCUACAGCUAUACGAGCUGUGGAAGCGCCGGGCAGGUGCGAUAUCCUGUCUUCAGCAUUCAAGUCCCAGAAGGAGCAAAAGACGGCGUAAUAUGGGACGGUGUCACUGGAGACCGCUACGAUUAUGAAGAGUGGAAAGGACGAACCAACAACAUGGCGUCAUUCAACACGUAUCAAGUUUUUCAACCGUGGAAGGUCUCUCUCUUUCGUGACGCCUAUAGCUCAAGCUUCGAUGAUAUCAUUGUUUGUUGGUUUGAACAAUCUGCCCAAAACGCUGUCGGUGUCAGACCAUGA
Messenger RNA from Seminavis robusta, 963 nucleotides. The record is from the annotation of a GenBank genome assembly. NCBI's taxonomy places the organism in Eukaryota, Bacillariophyta, Bacillariophyceae, Naviculales, Naviculaceae.